Molecule: messenger RNA, 783 nt
Organism: Alternaria postmessia
Lineage: Eukaryota; Fungi; Ascomycota; Dothideomycetes; Pleosporales; Pleosporaceae
Exons: 4
Coding region: 1-783 (260 amino acids)
Molecular function (GO): oxidoreductase activity, acting on the CH-OH group of donors, NAD or NADP as acceptor
Source: RefSeq, a predicted model, not a curated record
AUGCCUACCAUACUCGUUGUAGGAGCUACUCGCGGCCUGGGUGCGAGCAUCGUAGAAACAUAUGCAGCAGACGCAAACAACCACGUUCUGGCUACAGCGAGGACGUCAGAACCCCCAGAGAAUACAAGCAAUAUCACUUACAUUCCAAACAUCGACCUCGAAUCCCCACAUGCUGGCAGCGACCUCGUCCACUCUCUUGAAUCACACAAGAUACCCCACCUGGAUAUCAUCAUAAUAACAGCAGGCUAUUUUGCAACUGAGUCGCUUAAGGAGCCCUCCUUUUCUGCUCAACAGCGCAUGUAUACAAUAUGCGCCAUCGGUCCUACCACACUCGUAACCGCACUUGCCAACUACAACAGCACACUUCUCGAUGACCGGUCCAAGAUAGUCUUUGUAUCUUCCGAGAGCGGCAGUAUUACACUCAGACAUGAGUCGGAGGGUGGCGGCAACUAUGGCCACCAUGCCAGCAAAGCAGCGCUCAACAUGUGUGCGAAACUAUUAAGCCUGGAUCUGAAAGACCGUGGCAUUGCGAUAGUCACCGUACAUCCAGGCUUCAUGAGGACGGACAUGACUCGUAACGUGGGCUUUGAUAAGUUCUGGGAUGAAGGAGGCGCAGUCACACCAGAUGUCGCUGCGCAGUCGCUUGUGGGAUGGAUUGAACAGUUCGAUAUUAGUCAUACCGGACAGUACUGGGCUCCAAGAGGACCUGCGGACAUUGGCACUGCCGAGCCCGUGUUGGGACCUAAGGACAAGCUGUCGACUCCUCUUCAGCUGCCAUGGUGA